CGACUGCUGAUCUUAUUCUGACGGGAGACCAUUAUCUGUCGGAUAUCUGGGUCAUUUUCGGUCCAUAUGACUUUUUCCACAUGACCUCCACUGUACGGGGUGCCGCAGUAUAAACUAAGAUUCUACGUCAUAUUCACCCUCUUUUCCCCGAAGUCCUCCAGUGGAGAGGUGCAACCCGUAUCUGCAACAGAAGGCCGAGUCUCAAAUUGGGGAGUUACUCGCCAAAAUGGUGAACUUCACAGUUGACCAGAUCCGGACGAUCAUGGACAAGAAGUCCAACAUUCGGAACAUGUCUGUGAUUGCCCACGUGGAUCAUGGGAAAUCCACUCUGACAGACUCUUUGGUGUGCAAGGCAGGCAUCAUAGCCUCAGCGCGCGCUGGAGAGACCAGAUUCACUGACACACGGAAAGACGAGCAGGAGAGAUGCAUCACCAUAAAGUCAACAGCUAUUUCUCUGUACUAUGAGCUCAAUGACAAUGACUUGGCCUUCAUCAAACAGUGCAAGGAUGGCUCUGGUUUCCUCAUAAACCUGAUUGACUCCCCCGGUCACGUCGAUUUCUCCUCUGAAGUGACUGCGGCACUGCGGGUCACAGAUGGGGCACUUGUAGUUGUAGACUGUGUCUCAGGUGUGUGUGUGCAGACGGAAACCGUUCUGAGGCAGGCCAUCGCCGAGCGGAUCAAGCCAGUUCUGAUGAUGAACAAGAUGGACCGGGCCUUGCUUGAGCUGCAGCUGGAACCCGACGAGCUGUUCCUGACCUUCCAGCGGAUCGUGGAGAACGUCAACGUCAUCAUCUCCACCUAUGGAGAAGGGGAGCACGGACCAAUGGGCAGCAUCAUGGUGGAUCCGGUGGUCGGCACAGUGGGGUUUGGGUCGGGCCUCCAUGGCUGGGCCUUCACUCUCAAGCAGUUUGCUGAGAUGUACGUGAAGAAGUUUGCCGCCAAGGGCGACAAGAAGGCCGAUCUGCCCCCAGCUGAACGUUGCAAGAAGGUGGAGGACAUGAUGAAAAAGUUAUGGGGAGACAAGUAUUUUGAUCCUACAGCUGGAAAAUUCAGCAAGUCGGCCACUAACGCAGAGGGAACUAAGCUCCCAAGAACUUUCUGCCAGCUUGUCCUGGACCCCAUCUUUAAGGUGUUUGACUGCAUCAUGAGCUUUAAGAAGGAGGAGGCGCAGAAGCUGAUCCAGAAGCUGGAUGUGAAGCUGGAUGCAGAUGACAGAGAGAAGGAGGGGAAGCCACUGCUGAAGGCAGUGAUGCGGCGCUGGCUGCCUGCGGGAGAUGCCCUCCUCCAGAUGAUCACCAUUCACCUGCCCUCCCCCGUCACGGCCCAGAGGUACCGCUGUGAGCUGCUGUACGAGGGGCCUGGAGACGACGAGGCCGCUAUGGGUGUUAAAAACUGUGACUCCAAGGCUCCGCUGAUGAUGUACAUUUCUAAGAUGGUUCCCACCACUGACAAGGGCCGCUUCUACGCUUUCGGCCGGGUCUUCUCCGGCAUGGUAGCCACUGGGCAGAAGGUGCGCAUCAUGGGCCCCAACUACACACCUGGCAAGAAGGAGGACCUGUACCUGAAGCCUAUUCAGAGGACCAUCCUGAUGAUGGGGCGCUACGUAGAGCCCAUUGAGGAUGUGCCCUGCGGGAACAUUGUGGGCCUGGUGGGGGUGGACCAGUUCCUGGUGAAAACCGGCACCAUCACCACCUUUGAGCAGGCCCACAACAUGAGAGUGAUGAAGUUCAGCGUCAGCCCUGUGGUCCGAGUCGCCGUGGAGGCCAAGAACCCGGCCGACCUGCCCAAGCUGGUGGAGGGGCUCAAACGCCUGGCCAAGUCCGACCCCAUGGUCCAGUGUAUUAUUGAAGAGUCAGGAGAGCACAUUGUGGCUGGUGCUGGAGAGCUCCAUCUGGAGAUCUGCCUUAAAGACCUGGAGGAGGACCAUGCCUGUAUUCCCCUUAAGAAAUCCGACCCGGUGGUGUCUUAUCGCGAAACGGUCAGCGACGACUCCAACCAGGUGUGCCUGUCCAAGUCACCCAACAAACACAACCGGUUGUACCUGAAGGCCCGGCCCUUCCCCGACGGGCUGGCGGAGGACGUGGACAAGGGCGACGUGAGUGCCAGGCAGGAGCUGAAGCAGCGCGCGCGCUAUCUCGCCGAGAAGUACGAGUGGGAGGUCGCCGAGGCCCGCAAGAUCUGGUGCUUCGGCCCCGAUGGGUCGGGACCCAACAUGCUGGUGGACAUCACCAAGGGCGUGCAGUACCUCAACGAGAUCAAGGACAGCGUGGUCGCUGGGUUCCAGUGGGCCACCAAAGAGGGUGCCCUGUGUGAAGAGAACAUGCGGGCAGUGCGGUUCGACAUCCAUGAUGUCACGCUGCACGCAGACGCCAUCCACCGGGGCGGCGGGCAGAUCAUCCCCACAGCCCGCCGGGUGUUGUACGCCUCUGUCCUCACCGCACAGCCACGUCUCAUGGAGCCCAUAUACCUGGUGGAGAUCCAGUGUCCAGAACAUGUUGUGGGAGGAAUCUACGGUGUCCUGAACAGGAAAAGAGGCCACGUUUUUGAAGAGUCCCAGGUUGCAGGAACGCCCAUAUUUGUAGUGAAGGCAUACCUGCCCGUCAAUGAAUCAUUUGGUUUCACAGCGGAUCUGCGGUCGAACACAGGCGGUCAGGCGUUCCCUCAGUGCGUGUUCAACCACUGGCAGAUCCUCCCCGGUGACCCUUACGACGAGAACAGCAGGCCCUGCCAGGUGGUGAGCGAAACACGCAAACGCAAAGGCCUGAAGGAGGGCAUCCCUCCCCUCGACAACUACCUGGACAAGCUGUGAUCACCUGGUUGCCGCCGGCAACGUAGCGUUCCGACGCGAACACACGACGAACCAGCGACCCUGCAGAGAAACAAGCGCCCGAACAUCGCCGAGGGAAGACCCGGCGCAGUACUAAAGAUAAAACACAGGCUACAGCUUCAUUCAGACAACUCCUCAUUGUGUGCGAUCACCUUAUCCAAUAAAAACGAGCAACUCGCUUUGUGUGGGCGUUUACAGAAAAAC
This is a messenger RNA of Conger conger (European conger), 3031 nucleotides long. It is a transcript of the gene eef2l2, whose product is annotated as eukaryotic translation elongation factor 2, like 2. NCBI's taxonomy places the organism in Eukaryota, Metazoa, Chordata, Actinopteri, Anguilliformes, Congridae. The transcript has 15 exons. Gene Ontology annotation, cellular component: cytosol; ribonucleoprotein complex. Gene Ontology annotation, biological process: translational elongation. Bases 227 to 2809 code for a protein of 860 amino acids. Gene Ontology annotation, molecular function: translation elongation factor activity; GTPase activity; ribosome binding. The record is from RefSeq and is a predicted model, not a curated record.